GUUAAUCUCGGUGCAAAAUCCAGAACUUUCGUUUUGUUGCACCGCGUGCAAAUUUUGCGGGAGCUUUUAUCGUUAAUUUUUCUUGUUGUCUUGUUUGCUGCUAGACUGCAAUCGUUCCUGACAAACCACAGACUUCAAAGCAACAUAAAGUUAGUCAGUUGAAAAAGUAUAUUCACACGAUUUGUUGGCCUAACGCUAGCUAAUUUCCCUUGUCAGAAGCUUAAAAAAGCAUUCAUCGCUGAGUUACGAUAGCAACAUGAGUUUCGUCGAUCUUUCCGGUGAUGGUGGAGUCCAGAAGCAGAUUCUCCAGGAGGGAUCUGGGGAAGAGACGCCGUCUUCUGGUUGCACUGUUUCGCUUCACUACACUGGAACACUGGAUUCGGAUGGUAAACAAUUUGAUUCCAGCCGGGACCGAAAUGAGCCGUUCGAGUUUCAGCUGGGCCGUAGUUCGGUAAUUAAGGCGUUCGAUAUGGGUGUGGCCACCAUGAAGCUGGGUGAAAAAUGCAUCCUCAAAUGCGCACCAGACUACGCAUACGGAUCGUCGGGUAGUCCACCAAAUAUUCCGCCGAAUUCUACAUUGAACUUUGAGUUAGAAAUGCUUGGAUGGAAGGGUGAAGAUUUAAGCCCUAACUCGGACAGAGGUAUCGAGCGCUUUAUUUUGAAGGUUGGUGAGGGUAAGAAGACACCAAACGACGGUGCCUUGGUUAAGAUCCAUAUAGUCGGUCGCUUUGAAGAUAAGAUUUUCGAAGAAAGGGAUGUGGAAUUCCAUAUUGGCGAAGGAGAGAAAGAAGGAGUUGUUCCCGGAAUUGAAAUUGCUAUUGAAAAGUUUAAAAAGGGUGAAACAUCGAGAUUAGUUUUGAAACCGAAGUAUGCUUUCGGAUCAGAGGGAAAGCCAGAUGUGGUACCAGCAAAUGCCACGGUUGUCUAUGAAAUUACUAUGAAAGAGUUCGAGCGGGAACCGGACAGUUGGAAAUUGGAUGAUGAACAGAGAAUAGCUCAAUCCGAACUAUUCAAACAGAAAGGCACUGCAUACUUCAAGGAUAAUAAAUUUAAAUUAGCUCUUAAAAUGUAUCAAAAAUCGUUGAAUUACCUUACCAGCAGUGAUUCACAGGAAGCGAAACAACGCCAACUUAUCAUGUACCUUAAUAAGGCUCUGUGUCAUCAAAAACUAGAUGAACAUGAUGAAUCAAAGGAUGCUUGCAACGAAGCCCUGAACAUUGAUUCCAAAAGUGUUAAAGCUCUAUACAGAAGAGGUCAAGCUAGACUCGCCCUCGGCGAUAUUGAAAAGGCUCUGCUCGACUUCAAUGCCGUGCGAGAAUUGGAGCCGGAAAAUAAGGCUGCCCUCAACCAAGUCACUAUAUGCAAACAGAAAAUUAAGGAAUAUAAUGAACAGCAGAAGAAGGUUUUCGCCAAUAUGUUCACCAAGUUCGCUAAGAGUGAUAAGCAGCGUGAGGAAGAGGAACAGAACCGGCAACCCGACGUGAUGAAACAGAACUUUGGCGAGUGGCGUGAUGACGAACGUGAACAUGAACCGACUCGAUUCGAGCAAGAAAAUCCGGAUGUCAUCAUGCUGAACGAAUCGUUGAAGGAUUUCAGAAAUAUGUAAGGAAGAGAUUUUCUUGUGAGCUCUCGAGCAACUGCGCAGUAACCUAUCGUUCAUGAACGAAGUAAUUAUAGUCAUUCCUAGGUGUUCUCAGUUCAAUAGUUAUCAAUACGAAGUUCAGAAGUGCUGAGUUUUUAUAAAACCUUUUAAGUUAUCAUCUGCUUUUGCUGUGGCAACUGUUUGUUCAGUAAAGAAUAAGAUAUUUCCUGCGCGAACGAAAUAUAUCAAGAGCUUGUAAAAAUAGA
Molecule: messenger RNA, 1848 nt
Organism: Uranotaenia lowii
Lineage: Eukaryota; Metazoa; Arthropoda; Insecta; Diptera; Culicidae
Gene: Fkbp59
Product: FK506-binding protein 59
Exons: 5
Coding region: 257-1606 (449 amino acids)
Molecular function (GO): protein binding; peptidyl-prolyl cis-trans isomerase activity
Source: RefSeq, a predicted model, not a curated record